CGUGGGGCGUCGGGGGGCUCGGCCGCCGCCUUGCGCGCCUUGACGCCCUCGUCGCUGUUGCUGCUGCCCGCCGAGGCCGAGACGCGGCAGCGCCUCCUGCGCAGCGCCAAGAAGGAGGUGAAACAGAUAAUGGAGGAAUCGGUCACCAGGAAGUUUGUGCAUGAAGACAGCAGCCACAUCAUUUCCUUUUGUGCUGCCGUCGAAGCCUGUGUCCUCCACGGCCUCAAGCGGCGGGCGGCGGGCUUCCUGCGCAGCAACAAGAUUGCCGCCCUGUUCAUGAAGGUGGGGAAGAGCUUUCCUCCGGCUGAGGACUUGUCCCGGAAGGUGCAGGACCUGGAGCAGCUCAUUGAGAAUGUGCGAAACCAGGGCCCGGGGGUCCAGGAGAGCACACGCAAGGCUUCCAAGCUCCCCAGCCUCUCCCCGCAGGCCAUCAAGCACCUCUGGAUCCGGACAGCACUUUUCGAGAAGGUCCUGGACAAAAUAGUGCUCCACUUGGUGGAAAACAGCAGCAAAUACUAUGAGAAGGAAGCCCUGCUGAUGGAUCCAGUUGAUGGGCCAAUCCUUGCCUCUUUGCUGGUGGGACCUUGUGCACUGGAGUACACCAAGAUGAAGACCGCCGACCAUUUCUGGACCGACCCCUCGGCUGACGAGCUGGUCCAGCGCCACCGAAUCCACAGCUCUCACUGCCGCCAAGACUCACCCACCAAACGGCCAGCUCUCUGUAUUCAGAAGAGGCAUUCCAGUGGCAGCAUGGACGACCGGCUGUCUCUCUCGGCCAGAGACUACGUUGAGUCGCUGCACCAGAACUCCAGAGCCACCCUCUUGUACGGCAAAAAUAAUGUCUUGGUGCAGCCGCGGGACGAUAUGGAGUCCAUCCCAGGAUAUUUGUCCCUUCAUCAGACUGCUGACGUCAUGACUCUCAAGUGGACCCCAAACCAGCUGAUGAACGGCUCUGUGGGUGAUCUAGACUAUGAGAAAAGCAUCUACUGGGACUAUGCCAUGACCAUCCGCCUGGAGGACAUUGUCUACCUCCACUGCCACCAGCAAGUAGACAGUGGGGGCACAGUUGUCCUGGUAAGCCAAGACGGCAUCCAGCGCCCACCACUGCGAUUCCCGAAAGGUGGGCACCUCCUGCAGUUCCUCUCCUGCCUAGAAAAUGGGCUCCUGCCCCAUGGACAGCUGGACCCCCCUCUGUGGUCACAGAGGGGAAAGGGGAAGGUAUUUCCAAAGCUGAAGAAGCGAAGCCCCCAGGGGUCCUCGGAGUCGGCAUCAGACAAGGAGGAGGAGGAGGCAACCGAUUACGUUUUCCGGAUCCUCUAUCCUGGCCUUCAGUCAGAGUUUGCCCCCCAGGAUCUGGUUGACACCCAGACGAGCACCCUCCCUUCCAUGUGGCAGCCGGGCACCCGCAAGUCCUCCUGCUCAUCCUGCUCUCAGAGCGGAUCCACGGAGAGUGGCCCCUCCAAUGGAUGCAACCAUGAAAGGGCUCCUCUGAAGCUGCUGUGUGAUAACAUGAAGUACCAGAUACUAUCUCGAGCGUUUUAUGGCUGGCUGGCCUACUGCCGGCACCUCUCCACGGUGAGAACCCACCUCUCGGCGCUGGUGAACCAUGACAUUGUGUCACCCAGCAUGCCAUGCAGCGCCAGCCUGGGGCUGACUGCAGAGGUCUGGGAGAUGUUCCUGCAAGACAGUACGAGUUAUGAGGAGAAAGAGCUUUUGCGGCUAGUCUACUUCGGAGGGGUCCAGCACGAGAUCCGGAAAGCAGUCUGGCCUUUCCUGCUGGGACAUUACCGGUUUGGGAUGUCAGAAGCUGAGAGAAAGGAGGUCGACAGCCAGACUCGCGCCUGCUAUGAGCAAACCAUGGCAGAGUGGCUGGGCUGCGAGGCGAUUGUCCGACAACGGGAGAAGGAGUCUCAUGCGGCUGCCCUGGCCAAGUGCUCCUCAGGGGCCAGCCUGGACUCCCACAUGGAACACAUGAUGCACCGAGAUUCGACCAUCAGCAACGAUUCUUCCCAGAGCGGCAGUUCUGGCCCACAGAACCUGGUGCGGCUUCAGAGCGACUCCAGUGGCAGCACCCAGGUGUUUGAGUCAGUCGAUGAGGUAGAACAGCCCGAAGCAGAUGCCAAGCCUGAGGACGGCAAACGGGCCAAACUCUCCAACGGGAUGAUGCCUGACGGCGCCUCCUCCCCCGACCUUUGCUAUCCCUCUUCCCAGAACUUUUUGGUCACCUCCACAUGCUCAGAGCAGAUCUUCAGCACCAAGGACAGUAUGGUGGAGAUCGCAGAAGCCGCAGUGUGCCACUCUGCCCAGGCAAGCAUGGCUGUCGGCCAGGGACCUCUCAGUGUGGACAAUGCCCUUGUGGGUGGCACACAAACAGGGGAAGGUUUGCAGGGCCAGGACAGCCUGGAGGACCUCCCCACCACCAGCAGCUUAGAGGAGUUUAUCCUCAUGGGCAAGGAGCCCCCCAAUAAAGGGGGGGCAUCUCUGUCUAUAGUGGAUAUGACCAACAGCUGGCCGGACCACAGUGUGGGGCAGCAGAACUCAAUGGGGAGUGAAGAUGACCUCUCGGAAGAGCCAGAGAUGGAGAGCCUGUACCCACAGCUGGAUUCACACUCCCUGGCUGUCACUGACUUGACCAUUAGCGAAGUCUCGCCUGUCUCCUCGUCGGGGGUCACCUACUCUCCAGAGCUGCUUGACAUGUACACUGUGAACCUGCACCGCAUUGAGAAGGAUGUCCAGAGGUGCGACCGGAACUACUGGUAUUUCUCACCAGCCAACCUGGAGAAGCUGCGCAACAUCAUGUGCAGCUACGUCUGGCACCACAUUGACAUUGGCUAUGUCCAGGGGAUGUGUGACUUGCUGGCUCCUUUGCUUGUGAUUCUGGAUGAUGAGGCCAUUGCCUUCAGCUGUUUCACAGAGCUCAUGAAGCGGAUGAACCAGAACUUCCCCCAUGGGGGCGCCAUGGACACCCACUUUGCCAACAUGAGAUCCCUCAUCCAGAUUUUGGACUCUGAGCUGUUUGAGCUGAUGCAUCAAAAUGGCGAUUACACGCAUUUUUACUUCUGCUACCGCUGGUUCCUCCUGGAUUUUAAGCGAGAGCUAGUUUACAAUGAUGUCUUCUCUGUCUGGGAAACGAUCUGGGCAGCGGCACAGAUCUCCUCGUCUCAUUAUGUCCUCUUCAUUGCUCUUGCCUUGGUGGAGGUUUAUCGGGACAUCAUCCUAGAGAACAACAUGGACUUCACGGAUAUCAUCAAGUUCUUCAACGAAAUGGCAGAGCGGCACAACACUCAACAGGUCCUGAAGCUGGCGCGGGACCUUGUCUACAAAGUUCAGACACUCAUUGAGAACAAGUGAUUUGCGAGAACAUCUGCCCUGGAGGAGGAAGGGAGACUGAAGCACCCCUUGUGUACAUUUGGAGGCUGGAGUAGCGCAUAAGGCAGAGAGCUAGAGAGGGGGCAUGCCUCUCUCCAUGAACUUGAGCCAGUCCCUGGAGAGGCAGUCUCCCAGCCAGUCAUUCCACUGUGUUUUCAGCCACUGCCUGCUGGGCUCUUCUGUUUCUGUGAUGGCAAUUAACCAAAGAACUCACAAGCUCCGCCUCCUUUCUUAUUCAUGUAGGAUGGAGCUUGACUGGCACAAACCUUGCUUUGAGGACAGAGGUCAGUUGUUAGGUGCGUGGGAAGGGCGUGGCUGUUUAUUGGGAUGUCUGGUUUUAUUACCUUCUGCUUCCUGUUUGGAAAGGUCAAGGUGACAGCCUUGAAAAGGGGUGGCUGGGAUCUGUCGUUGAUUUCCCUCCCU
Molecule: messenger RNA, 3792 nt
Organism: Lacerta agilis (Sand lizard)
Lineage: Eukaryota; Metazoa; Chordata; Lepidosauria; Squamata; Lacertidae
Gene: SGSM1
Product: small G protein signaling modulator 1
Exons: 24
Coding region: 130-3351 (1073 amino acids)
Biological process (GO): activation of GTPase activity
Molecular function (GO): GTPase activator activity
Source: RefSeq, a predicted model, not a curated record